CAGAAACUAACGCUGAAACUAAAGGAACAAAGAUGAUGCGCCCUGCUGAGUCCCAGAUUAUAGUAAUUGUCUUCUCUGUUCGCACCAGUAGUUCCGUUUUUUCUAGUGUCCAUGAUCGACGGGAACAGCCGGUUGAUUGGAUCGAUAUACCCCUUAAGAUUUUUGGGGAAUCAACAAUCACCUUGCCAGGUCAAGUUCCCGCGGAACUUCGGAAAUCGUUAAUUCGAGUGUUAAACGGCUACGAAGAAGUAUUGAGCGUACACGAUAACGACAUCGCAUUAACUAAUGUGAUCGAGCAUGCCAUUCUCACGGGAGAUCAUCCACCCAUUAGCUGCGCUCCCUACCGAUACUCGCCAGCUCAAAGAGCUGCCGCUUCUCAGCGGAUUAAGGAGUUCGAAGCUAAUGGAUGGAUCGAGCCUGCUAUAGGUCCAUGGUCUUUCCCUGUGGUGAUCGUACCUAAAAAGGCUGGAGGGAUUCAGAUUUGCAUUGAUUAUCGAAAAUUGAACGAUAUCACGAUCAAAGAUGUGUAUCCCCUCCCCCGGAUUGAUGAGUUGCUGGAUGCGAUUGGGAGUGCUCGAUUUUUCAGCAAGUUUGAUGUUCGCCAUGGGUUUCAUCACCUUCUUGUUCGUGAGGAAGAUCGUCCGAAAAUAACGUUCGUGCUUUUCGAAGGUACAUGGCAGUGGAUUCGAUGUCCGAUGGGUAUCUGCAAUGCCCCUGCGACCUUUCAGCGGGCCAUGAACAUGGCUUUUCAGAAUUUCGUAAGGAAGACUCGUUUGGCGCAGAGCAUCAUCAACUACUGCGUGAUUGUGUACAUGGAUGACAUCCUGGUGUAUUCAAGUUCCUACGAGGGACACGUGCAACACAUUGAAUGGGCACUGCAUGCGUUACGAGAUGCAGGUUCCAAAGUGGCACUUGAGAAGUGUCAGUUUUUCCUCACCACCAUUUCCUUCCUAGGGCACGUGGUGGCGGACAAGGGACUCCAACCGGAACUGCAGAAAGUGGCAGCUGUCAGGGACGCGCCGGUGCCUACGACUAUCACGCAAGUUCGCGCCUUUCUGGGCCUAGCCUCGUACUACCGAAGAUUUAUCAAGAGCUUCGCGGUGAUUGCGGGACCCCUCACAAAUCUGUUGCGCAAGGAUCAGCCGUUGAUCUGGACGUCGGAAUGCGAUCAAGCGUUUUCCACACUCAAGGCCGCUCUCAUUUCGCCUCCGGUCCUUAUAAGACCGGAUCCCGAAAAACCUUUCGUUCUCAUCACUGACUGGCAGCCAGAGGCGAUUUCGGCGAUCCUUGCCCAGGUGGGACCAAGCGGACUCGAGAGUGUGGUGGAGUAUGCGUCCAAAUCAGUGCCCGCCUGCAAGCGCAACUACGCCGCUCAAACGAGUGAAUGCUAUGCGGCUCUCUGGGGAAUCAGUCACUUUCGUGCUUACCUGUACGGGCGAAGAUUCACCAUGGUGACUGAUCAUGAGCCCCUGUUGGCUCUGAAGAAGUGGAAGGAUUACUCGGGCAUGAUCGGACGAUGGGCAACGGUGCUGCAAAGCAUGGACUUUGACAUUCGUCAUCGGAAGCACGAGAGACACGGGAAUGCAGACGGACUGACACGGCUGCACCGGCCUGAGAAAGUUCCGAAGAAUGAGGAGGUGAUUCCGUGGAACGAGCCUAAACAGGAGGUGACGUGGACGGGCACUAGUGAGCAUCCCACGUGGAUCGAGAAUCCGGAGCUGCUGAUCAUACAGGCUUGGAGGACUAACGAGGAAGAAGAUCUUCUUGGCUUUCUCUUCGGAUGGGUACGGCCGGGUCGACGCCACCUGAUUGCGCAGGAGCUUAUCGCACCGAUCGUGCAAUUGGCAGACGAUCUCUCGCCCGACAUCUAUUUUCAGAGUGACAACAGUCCUGCUCCGUACAUUUUCGAGCAAUCAUUGGACCCGUACCUUCAGUGGAGCGCGUGUUUGGAGGAACCUAGGGACGAGGAUACGUUAACAUCGCGACAUGAGUAUCUAAAGCCGUACGAGAUCAUCCCUCACGCCUUCUAUCCAAGGGCAGAGGAAGUGGUGAUCGACGAUGACGACGACGAGGAAACAUCGGAGGAGGGAAGCUAUAGUGAACAUAGCGAGGGUGAGCUGAGUGAGGAAGAAGAAGAAGAAGAAGAAGCCGGGUCCGAGUGGGAAGCCUUGCCGGAAGAAGCGACGCGCACGGGAACGGAGGCGGAAGAUCCGGAAGCGGCGCGAAGGCGCGAAGAAAUUGCCACCAGGAAGCGCCAGCUGGAGUUCGCCAUCCAAGCUAGCCUGCGCAUCGGCAACGAUCCGACCAGGGACCCAGAGCCGCCGAAUCCCGAAGAUGGCGACCCUGCAGCCGCCACUUCAAGUACCGCGCGACGGAGACGGAGCCGAUCCCCCUCCUCCCCCAGCCCUACUCGUCCCCCAGUUCGCCCACGUACCAAUGCGGGCAAUAGGCCUUCGUCCUUGAUCGUUGUCCCGCCGACCCCUUGAUUUCCUCACCCUUGAGCAGAUCUGUACCUCCGUCACCUUCCCCUCCCAUCCUUUCCACCCCCAUCUCUUCCGCGACUUCUACUCUACCCGUCUA
Messenger RNA from Chara braunii, 2580 nucleotides. The record is from the annotation of a GenBank genome assembly. NCBI's taxonomy places the organism in Eukaryota, Viridiplantae, Streptophyta, Charophyceae, Charales, Characeae.